AUGAGGCACCGCGUGGCCGACUGGUUUGCAGCGGGUUUCUUCUCCUAUCUCAGCCGUUGCCUUGCGGCGUCAGCGUACCCUGAGUGCCUGCCAUACUCGUGCCUGUGGACGUACCUCUCGGUGAGUGUGACGCCAAGUCCGAGCCUCCACUUCUUGGUCCUGGACUGCUCUCGUGAUGACUGUCAGGCGGACGGGCUCUCUCAGGCACAUCGUUUGAGGCACGAACCCGUGGUGGCGGAGCUGGUCACGAUGUGGGGACCGGCGCCGCUGGCUGCGGACGACCUCCUCGCCCAGCAGCUUGAGACAGCAGGUCCCUACACGGUGCACGAGGUCACCCUGGCUCUCAGCCCGCGAGCGGGCGACUGGAAUGAGGAGAUCCGCAGCACCACGAAGCUCUACCUCGGCGAGGGCGUGAGCUACGACCUUGCGGUCGUGAGCAGCGGCAUGGGGCUCGAGCUGUCCACGAAAGAGCACGCGGUGUUCGACGUGGCGGCCAUUUCUCUGGGCAUGACGAAGGACCCGGGGGCUGCGACGAUCUGCCCAGACCUCAUCGCCCCCACGGCAGAGAAGUUCGACCGCGUCGCGGCCAUCCUCCUGCUAGUUGGCAAGGCGCGUGAGGAGUGCUCGGAGCUUGCGCGGCAGGAUCCCAAGGGGAACACAGACAAGGAGCAGGGGCGGUCAGAUCGGUGGCCCGCGGUGUCGAGCGAGAGCUUCAUCGCGUUGAUCCCCCGGUUCAUCCUGUCGGAGCCGGGGCAGGGGCGGAGGGCCGGUGAUUGGGCCGAGGCGCCCACUCGGCAGCGAGAGCCCGACGGGCCUGAUCCGCCGCUUCCGGCGCCGCGGCUCGCCCCCUGGGGCGACGACAGCCGCGACCAGCGAGACCGACGAGCCCGCGCUUUUGCUGCCCGGCUUGGCCGCGCCUUCGGCGCUGAGGUCGGCCCCGCCCUGGGCCACUGCGCCCCGGCUGGCGCCGCCGGCGAGGCCUCGGACAGCGCGCGGGAGGGCCUGCAGCCUGGUCCAAGGUCGAAGGAGGUCCACCUGGUCGACCAGUCCCUCGUUGGGCCCGCGAGCUCCGCGGGCUUGCUCCUGUUGACCGCGCGGACUCACCGCCGGCGCGGCCUGCCAGCCAAGGCGCAAGUGCUGCCUCGGGCCUGGCUCACGCCGGUGGGGACGAGCGAGUCGGCCAAGCUGCUCAGCUACGACCACCUGGAGCCCCGGCGGGCCGAGAGCCCGCUGGCGCUGCCCCGAGUCGGCCGAGACGUUGCGCCGCCGCUGCUCGACCCGAGGUUCGCGAUCUGGGCCGCCCAGCUCUCCCGGGUUGUGGUCGAUGUGGGCUUGGUGCCCAGGCCACUCCAAGCGCGCCUGCGGCGGCGCGGGAUGGCCUGCCGCGGGUUGGCCGCGCGGGGCCGCCCCUCGGCGGAGAUCGUGAAGCACGGUUUCGGGCCGGACGACAGCAGCGCGCGCCGCUACCAGAGCAAGCUCGCGCAACCCUGCUGCAGCUGGCCUCGGCCGACGCGCGGCAGCAGACGGGGUACCGACGCGCUGAAUUUCUACGUGACCUACAUCAGCAGCUCAUUCAACAUGCACAUACUCUCCGAGUUUCCCAGCAUGACCAGCUUUCCGACCGACAUGCAGCACGCGUUGCAUACCUGGUCCAGCAAGCAGCGAUUCUACAUUAUUUUCGCCAUGGAGGACAUCCAGCUUGGUUCAAAUAUGAUCAGCGUAUAUGACAGCAACUCCUCCGAGAACGUGCACAGCUGCGUGACAAAGGCACGGCGGUCGAUGACAUCUAACUCAAGCUCAUUCCUCGCCGAUUCCGCGAACAUGCCCAAUGGAAACGGGCAUGGUGGCAUCUUCUUCUCGACUAACAAAUCACCGAAGCUUACCGCCACCGCGACCUCUCACGAGUCGCCGAGUUCAGCAGACUUCGUGCAGGCACUAAAGCAGUCCCCAAGAAACGUAAUUACAUGCGAAGUGGGAGGUCGAGUUUGCAAAGAGACCGAAGAGUACCUCGAGAAAUGCCAGUCAGAGGACCCUCAGCCCGAACCACUUAUCGACGUAGAGACCCUCCAGACCGAAGUCGCCUUCCUGAGCGCCGACAAGACCCAUGACCCGAACACCGCCAAGCUGAUCCUUGGCGCCAAGGACUGGCAGGACCGAGGCUUCCUGCUCGCUGGCCCUUGCCCAGAAGGGAACGCGAAGCACCACCUGGACCCAGCCCCAGCGGACUGGCUGGAGGAGGAGAUAUCGAUAUGGCUAGACUACUUCCGACGAAUGACAGGUCCCGGAGUGUCUGCCACCUCUGCCUGCCACGGUUCGCCCAG
This is a messenger RNA of Prorocentrum cordatum, 2321 nucleotides long. The record is from the annotation of a GenBank genome assembly. NCBI's taxonomy places the organism in Eukaryota, Dinophyceae, Prorocentrales, Prorocentraceae.